AUGCCCCAUUUACGAUGGUUACCCUCGAUGAUGUCCCGGUCGGGAACAUCAGCAGCAGCAGCAGCAGCGCCGACUCUGCCUACGCUUUCGUCGACGAAUCUACGAAUAGGUCAGACGGGGAAUAAUACCACGAAUCCUGGUUCCGGUCCCGGGCCCGGAUCGCAGAAACAUGCUCCUCCUCAUGCGCAGAGUCAUACGCAGCACCACUCGCGGUCGCAUUCGCAGGCUCGUCAUUCGGCUUUGUCGGUCGUGGUGGAUACGAGACGACCUGCUCUGGGACCAUCGUCGCAGCAACAGCAGCGGCAGCAGAUGGAGACGAUGGAGAGCUCGGACAGCGAGCAGUCGGAUAGUGGACCGCGAGAGGGGCCUGGAGGUGGUGGAUCGGGAGACCCGGAUUAUGCCUCAUCUCCUGGGGAGAAUAUGCAUCGGGAGGAGAUGAGGAGGUCUGGUCGGGAUGAUGGACGCAUUCAUGGGCAUAUACCGGGGAGGAUGUCGAUGGGGAAUGAGGGAGAAGGGAUGAGCCUUGACCCAGAAGUGAUGGCGACUGCAGUAGUAGCAGCAGCAGGGGAAGAAGGACGGGGGGCGACAGAUCUGGCACGGAAACAUGGCAAGCGAUUAACGACCAAGGAGGAAGUGAUACUCUUUGAUAUCUGCAAUCGACACGCGGAGGAGUUCGGACAGCGUAGUACGCUGUGUAAAUGGUGGAUGACGGUGACCGCGGAGUUCACGCGAGACCAGGGCCAUCCGUACUCGUGGCAUUCGGUGCGGCGCAAGGUCGAGGUAGUGACGAAACAGCGGAUGAAAUUCCUGGAAGAUCAGCGCGAGAAAGGCACCAGCGAGGCCGAUGAUAUGUCGAAUCCGCGAUGGCGUGCUGCGGUGGAUGCAUGGAUACCGACAUGGCAGCGCUGGGAGGAGGCGGAAGCUCGUCGUAUUGAGAAGCGCGAUUCGCGUCGUCCUCGCAAAAGAAGGCAUCGGUCAUGGGAGGCAACGUCAGGUCCGGUCUCGGACCACAGAUUGGGUCAGAGUCCAUCGACGAUGCCAUCUCUCCCUCCAAUGAUGACUCCGGCGCAGAACGCCGCUGUACGAUUACCUCCCGGGUUUGACAAUAUGUUUUCGACCCCGACAUCGACGUCCGUGGGAGCAGCAGGAGCAGGACGUGCACCCCAUCCACCAGCAUCAUCACCCAUGGGGACAGCGGACAACGGCAUGAUGACCGCGGUGCUGGAGACGCUAGGCAAGCUGAACAAACAUCUCGACACGGUCAAUCCGGAAGCAGCGCAUUCCUCGUCGCCGGUGGUUUCCUCGCUCCUCACCGGGUCAGGGGCUCAGCAGCGAACCGCGCGACCGUCUGACGUGGAGUCCGACGGGACGCCCGACGGCGAGGAUGCAGGACCGACGAUCUCGUCGGACGUCAUUAAGAAACUGAAAGAGGAACUGCGACGGGAGAUGCGCGAUGAGUUGGAAAGGGAUCGGGCCACGUUGGAGGAGAAGCUGGAUUCUGUGCAGAGAACUCAGGAGAUGAUUCUGGAGAUGUUGAGACAGGAGCCGGGUUGA
This is a messenger RNA of Aspergillus tanneri, 1554 nucleotides long. RefSeq lists its product as uncharacterized. The coding region runs from base 1 to 1554 and encodes 517 amino acids. Lineage: Eukaryota; Fungi; Ascomycota; Eurotiomycetes; Eurotiales; Aspergillaceae. The transcript has a single exon. The record is from RefSeq and is a predicted model, not a curated record.